Messenger RNA from Plasmodium gonderi, 4656 nucleotides. Its product is annotated as DnaJ domain containing protein. The record is from RefSeq and is a predicted model, not a curated record. The transcript has a single exon. The coding region runs from base 1 to 4656 and encodes 1551 amino acids. Lineage: Eukaryota; Apicomplexa; Aconoidasida; Haemosporida; Plasmodiidae.
AUGUCGAACUGGGGUUUUUUUGGAGAUUAUGGAAAUUGGUUCUCAUCACCUAGUAGCAACAUCGCAAGAGCAAAUGCAGGAUCAGCAAACAUUUCAACGAACAUACCGACGAAUCUAGCAGCCGCUGCUGCUGCCACGAAGAGUAGAUCAACUGCUGAAUUUUUUGAUGAAGAUGAUGAUUUGGGAAUGAACAAUCCACAUGAGAAUAGUAGACAUCAUUACAAAUUCAAGUAUAGCAAAGCGUAUAAUUCAGAAGACAGGAAGAGAAGUGGUAAAAUGGAUGAUGAACCAUUAGAUUAUCGAAGCAGCAGUAGUGGAAGCAAAGAACAGGCUAGUGAUUAUUAUAUGAAAAAAAAAAGAGAAGAAAGGGGCGAAGGAAAAUAUGGAAUUGAACGGAGUGAGGAUAUAGAUGAUUAUGAGGACAGGUAUGAACGGGUGAGAAGAGGUGAAUAUAUGAGAAGCGGUGAAUAUAUGAGAAGUGGAGAACCUAUGAGGAGAGAUGAAUAUAUGAGAAGUGGAGAAUCCAUGAGAAGAGAUGAAUCCAUGAGAAGAGAUGAAUAUAUGAAAAGAGAUGAAUAUAUGAGAAGUGGAGAACCUAUGAGGAGAGAUGAAUAUAUGAGAAGUGGAGAAUCCAUGAGAAGAGAUGAAUACAUGAGAAGAGAUGAAUAUAUGAAAAGAGAUGAAUAUAUGAGAAGUGGAGAACCUAUGAGGAGAGAUGAAUAUAUGAGAAGUGGAGAACCUAUGAGGAGAGAUGAAUAUAUGAGAAGUGGAGAACCUAUGAGGAGAGAUGAAUAUGUGAGAAGUGGAGAACCUAUGAGGAGAGAUGAAUAUAUGAGAAGUGGAGAACCUAUGAGGAGAGAUGAAUAUAUGAGAAGUGGAGAACCUAUGAGGAGAGAUGAAUAUAUGAGAAGUGGAGAACCUAUGAGGAGAGAUGAAUAUAUGAGAAGUGGAGAACCUAUGAGGAGAGAUGAAUAUGCGAGAAGUGGUGAAUACACGAAAAGGAAUAAACAUGCUGGAAGAGAUGUGCUUGAGGAGUGGAAUGAUUAUGAGGAGAGAAAUUAUCAUGAGGAGAGGAAUGAACGUAUGAGAAGUGAUUAUCAUGAGGAAAGGAAUGAACGUGUGAGAAGCGAUGAUCAUGAGGAAAGGAAUGAUCGUAAGGAGAGGAAUGAACGUAUGAGAAGUGAUGAAAAUAGGAGAAGCCGUGAGAGUGUGAGAAGCAAUAAUCAUGAGGAGAGGAAUGAAGGCUUGAGAAUCGAUGAGAAUGAGGAGUGGAAUGAUCGCAAGGAGAGGAAUGAACUUAUGAGAAGUGAUUAUCAUGAGGAAAGGAAUGAACGUUUGAGAAUCGAUGAGAAUGAGGAGUGGAAUGAUCGUAAGGAGAGGAAUGAACGUAUGAGAAGUGAUGAGAAUAGGAGAAGCCGUGAGAGUGUAAGAAGUGAUGAGAAUAGGAGAAGCCGUGAGAGUGUAAGAAGUGAUGAGAAUAGGAGAAGCCGUGAGAGUGUAAGAAAUGAUGAGAAUAGGAGAAGCCGUGAGAGUGUAAGAAGUGAUGAGAAUAGGAGAAGCCGUGAGAGUGUGAGAAGUGAUGAGAAUAGGAGAAGCCGUGAGAGUGUGAUAAGUGAUGAGAAUAGGAGAAGCCGUGAGAGUGUGAGAAGUGAUGAGAAUAGGAGAAGCCGUGAGAGUGUGAGAAGCGGUGAUAGUGUGAGAAGCGGUGAUAGUGUGAGAAGCGGUGAUAGUGUGAGAAGCGGUGAUAGUGUGAGAAGCGGUGAACAUGUGAAAAAGAAAAAAAGUUCUGGAAUCGAAGAACGUAAAAAAAAAAGUGAUCGUAUGAAAAAAAUAAUUCGCUUUAAAAAGAACAAACGUACGGGAAGCAGUGAGCGUGAGGAAAGCAAAGAACGUAUGGAGAGAAAAAGUGAACGCCUGAAAAAGAGUAAACUCCUGAAGGAGCGUAAACAUUCUUUAAGCGAUGAGUACGAGGAAUGGAAGGAACUCGAGGAAAGAGCAGAACUAGUAGAAGGCGAGGAAAGUGCAGAACUAGUGGAAGGCGAGGAAAGUGCAGAACUAGUGGAAGACGAGGAAAGAGCAGAACUAGUGGAAGACGAGGAAGGAGCAGAACUAGUGGAAGAGAACAUACAUGAGGAAAAGAAAAAACUGGAGGAAAAAACAGAACCUGUAGAAAAGAAAAAACUGGAGGAAAAAACAGAACCUGUGGAAAAGAAAAAACUGGAGGAAAAAACAGAACCUGUGGAAAAGAGCAAACAUGAGAAAAAGAGCAAACCUGAGGAAAAGAGCAAACCUGAGAAAAAAACAGAACCCGUGGAAAAGAGCAAACCUGAGAAAAAAACAGAACCCGUGGAAAAGAGCAAACCUGAGAAAAAAACAGAACCCGUGGAAAAGAGCAAACCUGAGAAAAAAACAGAACCCGUGGAAAAGAGCAAACCUGAGAAAAAAACAGAAUCUGUGGAAAAGAACAAAGAUGAGAAAAAGAACAAACACGAGGAGAAAACAGAAGCUGUGGAAAAGAAAUUACUGGAGGAAAAAACAGAAGCUGUGGAAAAGAAAUUACUGGAGGAAAAAACAGAAGCUGUGGAAAAGAAAAAACUGGAGGAAAAAACAGAAUCUGUGGAAAAGAGCAAAGAUGAGAAAAAGAACAAACACGAGGAAAAGAAAAAACAUGAGGAAAAGAGGAAACAUGAGGAAAACGAUGGAAAUGGAGAAAGUGCAAACCACAAUAGUGGCGAAAGUAGCAGCGGUGGUGGUGGAGGUUUUUUCAGCAAUUUUGGAUUUUCGAACCUGUUUGGAAAUAUUGAAAUUCCUUCGUUCUGCAAUGAGUACAAAACUGGUUAUUGUUUAGAUGAAGAAGCGAAGAAAAUAUUUCCAGAGGGUAGUAGUAACACCAAUUCUACAAAAUUUGGUUCUACUAGAGGAAGUAAGAGUAGUAGCACAGGUGGUGGAUUUGGCUUCGAAAGUGGAGGUGGUAUAUUUGGUGGUGUAAAGGAUGGAGGAAAUAGUGGUGGUAUAUGUGUAGAUACAACAUAUUAUGACAUUUUAAAUGUGAAACCAAAUGCAAGUUUUAGUGAAAUUAAGUCAAGUUACUACAAAUUAGCUUUAAAAUUUCACCCAGAUAAGAAUGCCAAUGAUCCAGAAGCAAAAUUAAAAUUUCAAAAAAUAAAUGAAGCUUACCAAGUAUUAAGUGAUUCACAAAGGCGAGCUGAUUAUAACCAACAUGGACUUAAUGCAACAAAAGAUAUGGUUCUUAUAGAUCCAGCUAUUCUAUUUAUGAUGCUUUAUAGUUCAGAAGAAUUAUCUGAUUACAUUGGGACAUUACGUGUUGCCUUUUUUAUUAAGCUAGCAUUUGAACAAAAUACAUCUAUUGAAGAUAUUCAAACACAAGGUGGAAAAAUGCUUUCUGAGAUGGAAAUGGAACAAGCGAAAAGAGAAGUUGAAUUAGCAUUAAUUUUACGAGACAAAUUACAACCAUUUGUAGAUGGAGAUUGUACGGAUUGGCCAGAAAGAAUGGAAAAAGAAUUAAAAAAUUCCUUAGAUUCAUCUUUUUCAAGUUCUAUUUUAGAAUCCAUUGGUUGGACAUAUCGUAACAGUGCUGUUUCUUUCAUAGCAGAAGUAACAACACUAUGGGGAAUGGGUGCCACGGUUCCAAAUAUUCAAGCUCAGAAAAGAUCUGUUCAGAAUAAUUUUGGUUUGUGUACAUCCAUUAUUAGUACAUUUCUAACCAUGCAAAAAAUGGCAACUUAUAAUGAAAUGCAAAAUGCCAUUGAUCACCCUGAUUUUCAGAAAAAUCAAAAAAUCACAGGUGCUAAUGAAACAACAACAACCACAGCAACAACAGCAACGAGCAGUAAGAAUAAGAAUAAAGAAGAUAAUAAAUAUAUAGCUUAUAAUGAUGAUGAUGCCUUAAACAAUAAUAUAAAUGAUGAGUACUCAAGUGGAAGUCAUAGUGAAAGUAAAUCAUCCAACAAGUUCUCUGAUUUUUUUGGAGAUAUGCGAAAAGGGAAGAAAAAAAAAAACAAAACGAAAGACGCAAAUGAUGAAAAUAUCGACCUUACGGAUAAGCAGAAUGUGGAUGAGCAUAAUACCAAUUCAAGUCCUACUGCUGCUGGUGGUGCUACUGCUGCGGGUGGUACAACGACGAAUGCCUUCCAGAUGAAUGGAGUGAGUUAUUUAUUUAUACAUGAUAAUUCAUUUGAUAAGAAAUCAUCAAAUAAACAUUCUCGUGAUAGCAAACAAUUCAGUAGCAACAUAGACCCAUCGAAAGAUUUCAAUAGAGAUGCUUUUCUGGAAAAGAAAAGUAAUGAAGCCUUUGGAAUAAUUAUAAAGAACGUGCUGAAAAUAGUUCUAUGGGAUAUCGAAACAACCUUGAGAAAAGUAGCAGAAAAAGUUUUGCGUGAUGAAGGUGUUUCUAUUCAAAUCAGAUUGAAAAGAGCUAAGGCUCUAAAAGUUCUUGGAAAAAUAAUGCUAAAGCUGUCGAAAACAAAGAAAGAUAUGAGUGAUGCCAAAGAUUUUGACGUGAACCAGCUUUUCGAGACGGUCAUUUUGAAAGCUGCUGAGAAGGCAGCAGCAGCGGAAGAAGCUGCUACAUCUUCAGCAGCAGCAUCAUCAAAGGGUGAAGGAGGCAAAACUGAUUUUAAGCGGGAGAGUUCGUAG